Molecule: messenger RNA, 768 nt
Organism: Histoplasma mississippiense
Lineage: Eukaryota; Fungi; Ascomycota; Eurotiomycetes; Onygenales; Ajellomycetaceae
Product: alcohol dehydrogenase I
Exons: 4
Coding region: 1-768 (255 amino acids)
Molecular function (GO): oxidoreductase activity
Source: RefSeq, a predicted model, not a curated record
AUGUCGAAAUCCGUCAUCCCCACAUCCCAAUGGGCCCAAGUAGCCGAUAAAAUCGGCGGACCGUUGCAGUACCGACAAAUACCCGUCCCUACCCCCGGACCCGACGAAGUCCUCGUGAACAUAAAAUACUCGGGGGUGUGCCACACGGAUCUGCACGCGCUGAUGGGCGACUGGCCCCUGCCCGUGAAGAUGCCCCUGGGCCUGAAAGAGAGCGGCGCUAAGCCGGGGCAGGCCGUAGCCAUUGUCGGGGCUGGGGGCGGCUUGGGUUCGCUGGCGCAGCAGUAUGCUAAGGCGAUGGGGUUGCAGACUAUUGCUAUUGAUACAGGAGAUGAGAAGAGAGCGCUGUGCGAAAAGCUUGAGGCGAGGGCCUUCAUUGAUUUUGCCAAAACCAAAGAUCUCGUCGCGGACGUGAAGGCUGCCUCACCGGAUGGUCUGGGCCCACACGCCGUACUACUCGUCGCUGCGGCGGAAUUGCCCUUCCAGCAGGCGACUGCAUAUGUGCGGUCCAAGGGCUGCAUUGUCGCCAUCGGCUUACCGGCCAAGGCACAGCUCAAGGCGCCCGUGUUCGACACGGUAGUGCGGAUGGUUACCAUCAAGGGCAGCUAUGUGGGCAAUCGGCUGGACGCGAAGGAAGCGGUUGAUUUCUUCACCAGGGGCAAGAUCAAGGUGCCGUAUAAAACGGUGGAGUUGUCGGAGUUGGGGAAUGUCUUCUCGUUAAUGAAACAAGGAAAAGUCGCCGGACGCUAUGUCCUCAAGAUGCCAGAGUAG